Molecule: messenger RNA, 2109 nt
Organism: Platichthys flesus (European flounder)
Lineage: Eukaryota; Metazoa; Chordata; Actinopteri; Pleuronectiformes; Pleuronectidae
Exons: 5
Coding region: 81-713 (210 amino acids)
Molecular function (GO): protein binding
Source: RefSeq, a predicted model, not a curated record
UAGUCAGCUGCAUUUGUUUAAAGGUAGUGCACGGAGAGAGGGAGCGCAGGAGCCAGUGUGCAAGUUGCAGAUCCAGCGAGAUGCAGUCCAUCUACAUGCACAGCCAUGAUCACUUUGAGGUGUUCACCACCGUCCUUGCUCCACAAGGGAGGUGUCGCUACAGGACAGAUGCGGAGAAGAUGGUGGUGGUGCACAGCUACAGGCCCCACUGGCCAGAGGAGCUGGAGCUGUGCCCAGGUGACGUAGUCCUGGUGCUGUCCAAGCAUGAGGAGGGGAUUUGGUUUGGGCGGAGGCAGGAUGGCCAGCAGGGCCACUUCCCCGCCUCCUGUGUGAUGGAGCUAAGCCAGCAGAAUCUUCCUCCCAGAGGCCGGCAGAGGAGCUUGUCUCUGAGAACCUCAGCGGGGGACAACGACUCGGGUCGAGGACACAGAAGAUAUGGACAUGGACACAUCCUGCAGGCGCUCAGUCGGGGGAGCAGAGGAGGUGGUGGAGCAGCAGCAGCAGGAGGAGGGAUGGUGCUGGACAAGGGCCAGGGCGAGAGCGGGGACCCCUUCCCGGUACGCAGGCCCCUGCAGAUCCCGCCGCCUCAGCCUGUGGCCUCCCAGCAGCCUCAGUCACACAGAUCCCCGGGCCUGCUAAAAAGGAUUCUGUCCAAGUGCCGGAAAAAGAGUGAAUGCCAGGGAGCCACCAAUGGGGCCUUCGAGGGCGACUAGGAGGCCCUUCUCUUUGUGCCGGGCGGCUGAGGGGAGUUCACUGUGGUGGGGCUACAGCAGGGUCGUGGGGCGAGAGGAGGCACCUCUGAAAUGUGGAGGACAGGUCCUGGACAUCCUGAUCUGAGCAAACUCUUGUUGCCAUAACAGCCGUUCUCGACUUGGCUGCAAGAAUCAAGACAAUGCUCUUCUCUGUGACUGUACACACACACACACACACACACACACAAUUACAUCUGAUGGACAGUGCCUGCUGAGACAUCACGGACGGGGGUGUGACUAGAAGGGCAGCAUGAAUGUACAGCGAGCCGAGCGGCUGCUGACUUCUUCCUUAUUUUUCAGCAUGACAAGUUCAAACACCAGGUACAUGCUCAUAAAAUCAUAUAUACAAGUCAAUAUAUAUAAUCACAGUCACAGCAGUUAUCUAUCUAAUCUAGAAAUUCCACAAAUCUCUGUCUGUAUGUGGAACGCAUAUCUUGACAUCCGUUUAUCUCAUACUUGGCUUGUGUAUUCUCAAAGGCCUAAGGAAGUGCAUUGUAUAAUUUGGUUUGGAUUUGUGUAAUAUUGAAUGAUAUUUGUCUGACAUUCAAUACUACUAAAGAAAAUCUUAGUAAAAGAACGAGCAGCGCUUGUUCAUGACAAUGACAAGGACAACUGAUUCUCCAGAUCGGGGUUCUGCUUAGUCCAGCUUCACUGAACUUUCAAUAAACAGGUGAACAGGUCUUUGUGCAGCAGCGGUGGCUUCAGGGCUCUGCAGACUGAGACCUGCAGAGUGAGUCCUGCAAACUGAGUCGUGCAGACUGAGUCCUGCAGACCAAGUCCUGCACACUGAGACCUGCACAGUACACUGAGUCGUGCAGACUGAGUCGUGCAGACUGAGUCCUGCACAGUACACUGAGUCCAGAAGAGUGAGUCUUGCAAACUUGGCCCUGCAGACUAAGUCCUGCAGACUGAGUCCUGCAGACUGAGACCUGCACACUGAGUCCUGAAGAGUGAGUCCUGCAAACUUGGUCCUGCAGACUAAGUCCUGCAGACUGAGUCCUGCAGACCUAGUCCUGCACACUGAGUCGUGCAGACUGAGACCUGCACACUGAGUCCUGCAGAGUGUUUUUAACUUGCUCAGUUCCUUCAGGUCACUUUUACAGAUUCAGAAAGAAAAGCUGCAACCUGCACCACCACAGGUCAAACGGGCAGCCAGGUUUCGAACGGGCACUGCAGUAUUAGGGGGAUGAAGUGAAGUAAGAUAACACCUUAAUCUCAAUCAGUGAUGUCAUAAGGGAUGCAAUCUUCUGUUUCUCCAUUUCAGUUUUUUCCCUUCAUCUCCUCAUGUGAAUCUGUAUAUGUAUGUGUAAAAUGCUGCUUCACAUUAUAAUUACAGUUAUUAAACCAGCGAACCCGU